GGAAAUUUCAUUCACACACAACAUCAAGCACAUACAGUAAAGCCCCAUUUACAUUUCUCUCCGCUGUGUGCUUGGAGAUUCCAAAAUCACGCACUGGAAAGCAUGGCAGAUGCGGACAAGGGCCUUGCCAAGGACAAGGGGCAUUGCCAAGGUCGUCCACACUGCCAUCCACAUACCUCCAAGCAACAACAUGACCGCAAAGAGCAACCAGCACCAGAGUCUUCGGCUGCAGCCACCAAGCCACAGCCCACCAGGAACCACCAGCAACGCCAGCGUCGGAACGGUCGGCCAGGGUCCACUCGAUAUGUGGCGGCUCCGUCGGCCACACAGCCACUGCCGAACAUUGUGGUUGCGGGAAAGUACCGCCUGCUGAGUCGCAUUGGCCAGGGCUCCUUCGGCGAACUGUACCGCGCCGAGGGCCUCAAGUACGGCGAGCUGGUGGCCGUCAAGCUGGAGAGGGCCGCGGUGAAGCACCCGCUGCUGGCGCGCGAAGCCAGGAUCUACGGCAUCCUGCAGGGCGGAGUGGGCAUACCCCACAUGCGGCACUACGGCACCGAGGGCGAGUUCAAUGUCAUGGUGCUCGAUCUGCUGGGGCCCACGCUGGAGGACAUGCUCAAUUUGUGCUCCCGGACCUUCAGCAUGAAGACCAUCUUGAUGCUGGCUGAUCAGAUCCUGAUCCGCGUGGAGUAUCUGCACCUGAAGUGUUUCGUUCAUCGCGACAUCAAGCCGGAUAACUUCCUGAUGGGCCGGGGCCGCCAUACUACCCAGGUCUUUAUGAUAGACUUUGGCCUGGCCAAGAAGUAUUUCAGUCAGAGCUCUCAGCUGCACAUCGAGUAUACCGAGAACAAGGAGCUGGUGGGCACGGCCCGCUAUGCUAGCGUUCGGGCCCACUACGCCGAGCAGGGUCGUCGAGACGAUCUAGAAUCCGUGGGCUACCUGCUGCUCUACUUCCGACGCGGUCGCCUUCCCUGGCAAGGCAUCCGGGCGGCGUCUGAGGUCCAGAAGUACGAACGGAUCGCCGAGUGCAAGGCCUCCGUUCCGAUUGAUGUUCUCUGCUCCGGCCUGCCCAUGGAGUUCUUUCUGUACCUGAAGUACUGCCGGAAUCUGCCCUUCGAGCAGAAGCCCGACUAUGUCUUCCUCCGUCAGCUGUUCAAGACUGUCUUUCGGAAUCAGUACAAGAGGUUCGAUUUCCAAUACGACUGGGACCUGAAGCGCCAAAAGCAGGCUCAAUACCCGAAACAGGACGAUUCCCGGGGUCAGAGGGCUAGGGAGGGGCAUCGCAAUGAAGAAACAGAUCGAGAUUUGAACCGGAAAGUGGACAAGGGCAGGAGAGAGACAGGGAAAAGAAACCCAGAGCGGGAUCGCGAGCGGGAGAAAGAGCGGAAUCUGGCCACCGAUCGCUAUGGGCACAGGCCCAGAGAGAUGGGACGCGCAGGCUACACCCACAGAGAGCGGGGCCAUGACAGAGAUCGAGAUCGAGCACGGGAUCGACAUAGGGAGCGAUGUCCUAAGGACAAGACCCAUAACUGUUCGCACAGUUCCUGUUCCUUUCAUCGUCAACAGCAGCGCCUACGCGACCAACAACUGGGACUGGCGACGGAGCGCAGCAGGCAUGUCCGGGAGGAGCCGCAGUCCUCCCAUCGGCAGCCGCCGCCUGGCCUUUAAUAUUAUGAGGUUCGCACAUGUGCCUGUUUCCAUGUGUUUUGUUAAUUAACUGCCGGGCAACUAUAUUUAGCAUGACUUAACCGUUUACCCAUCUCCGAUCCUUUGUUCGGCCAAUCAAUGGCUCGCAUAAUUGGCACACAACGAGGCCAGCUGGCAAACAAUAAGCAAACUUUGCCCAGCGUCCUGAGAGAAGAAAAUGAUACCCUGGCGCUGCGCAGGAUGUUACAUUACUCUCGCCUUGUUCGUCUCUAUGAAAGGGCCAUUCAAUAACAUAAGAUUGGAGAACUUUUUACCACACACAUUGCUUUUAAAAAGCAAUGCACAAAAUACACUCUAUUGAGAUUAUAUUUUAUAACUGAAAGGGAAAGCUCCCUUUUGUUUUUAAAGUUUGUUGAUGCAACUAAUAAAAAUCAACAAAAUAUUAA
Drosophila kikkawai is the source of this 2090-nucleotide messenger RNA. RefSeq names its product casein kinase I. Lineage: Eukaryota; Metazoa; Arthropoda; Insecta; Diptera; Drosophilidae. The record is from RefSeq and is a predicted model, not a curated record. Gene Ontology annotation, biological process: negative regulation of canonical Wnt signaling pathway; signal transduction; peptidyl-serine phosphorylation. Gene Ontology annotation, cellular component: cytoplasm; nucleus. Gene Ontology annotation, molecular function: ATP binding; protein serine/threonine kinase activity.